Molecule: messenger RNA, 905 nt
Organism: Somion occarium
Lineage: Eukaryota; Fungi; Basidiomycota; Agaricomycetes; Polyporales; Cerrenaceae
Source: the annotation of a GenBank genome assembly
GGCGUUUGCUGGGCCUGGGAACUUCCGGCGGUGGCUGAAAACUCUAUUUCCUCAACUGCAAAGUCGAAGUCUCACGCCACAUACGAGCGCUUCUUCCAACAUUAUGAACUUCAUGUCCUUUACAACCCUCACACACGCUGAAUUUGAAGAAGGAUGCAAGGCCUUCAUAUCAAAAUGCGCUCUAGAUCGGGACCCAAUUUCUCGUAGGAAAUACCCCCCAGGCUGGCACUGGCAUGAGCAUACUUCUUUCCCUCAGCUCGGAUAUAUGUCUCGAUCUUUGUCUAUUCCCGCCCACUCUCUUUGCGAGGACCAUCUCGAUGAUGAAACUGACGAAGUUUACGUUGAGGUGCCGGAAGAUGAUGCUGAGGCGCCUCAGGUUAUCCGCGAACUAGUGACGGUUACACUCUCCGUUGUCUACUCUCCAACGUAUCAGGUCCCAGCCCUUUACUUUACUGCACAUCAUACCAGUGGGUGGAUCGCAAUCGGGUUUUCGUGCGCUUCGCCUGACGAUGCUCUAGGCGGCUCACCUCUAACGCUUCCCGAAAUCACCCGUCUACCACUCUUUCGGGAAGGAUUGUUUCCCGAUGAACAAGGUGGCUCGUUCGCACUGAACGUACCAGAUUCGUCCUUUGCGAUGCUGUCACAAGGAGACCAUCCGACUCUGGGUACACCAAGCUGGUAUCUUCAUCCUUGUCAUACUUCGGCUGUGGUAAGUGAAAUACUGUCCGUGGGGGAAUGGGGAGAUCAUGAACAAGCUGCGAGAUGGAUAGAGUCCUGGUUCCUUGUAUUGGGUAACGUUGUCGACUUCACUCCACAUAACAGUAGUGUAAUGGUAUAGGGAAUGGUGUAUUGCCUAAUUUUUGCUCGAUUUAAAAGUAAUUGAAGCGAUGUCAGCUGUUUGGGGA